Messenger RNA from Pseudocercospora fijiensis CIRAD86, 510 nucleotides. RefSeq lists its product as uncharacterized. Gene Ontology annotation, molecular function: protein serine/threonine phosphatase activity. Lineage: Eukaryota; Fungi; Ascomycota; Dothideomycetes; Mycosphaerellales; Mycosphaerellaceae. The annotation marks the transcript as partial. The record is from RefSeq and is a predicted model, not a curated record. The transcript has 2 exons.
AAGACACUCAUCAUAGAUCUUGACGAAACCCUCAUCCACUCCAUGGCCAAAGGGGGUCGCAUGUCAACUGGACACAUGGUUGAAGUCAGACUCGCAGGCCCUAUGACUAGCGCAGGCGUGCAGAUUGGUACCGGUGUGCCCAUCCUCUACUUCGUACACGAGCGACCCGCAUGUCACGAAUUCUUGCGCAAAGUUGCUAAAUGGUUUAACUUGGUAGUCUUCACUGCAUCUGUUCAAGAGUACGCCGACCCGGUCAUUGAUUGGGUCGAACGCGAGCGGAAGUACUUCUCGGGAAGGUAUUAUCGACAACACUGCACGUACAGGAACGGUGCAUAUAUCAAGGAUUUGGCACAAGUGGAGCCUGACCUGAGUAAGGUCAUGAUCUUGGAUAACAGCCCCAUGAGUUACAUCUUUCACGAAGAUAACGCGAUCCCCAUCGAAGGCUGGAUAAGCGACCCUACCGAUAAAGAGCUGAUCACCCUCAUUCCAUUUCUGGAGGCAAUUCAAUAU